Molecule: messenger RNA, 5924 nt
Organism: Mauremys reevesii (Reeves's turtle)
Lineage: Eukaryota; Metazoa; Chordata; Testudines; Geoemydidae
Gene: IBTK
Product: inhibitor of Bruton tyrosine kinase
Exons: 29
Coding region: 577-4647 (1356 amino acids)
Biological process (GO): negative regulation of protein phosphorylation
Cellular component (GO): cytoplasm; nucleoplasm
Molecular function (GO): protein tyrosine kinase inhibitor activity; protein kinase binding
Source: RefSeq, a predicted model, not a curated record
ACACAGCGCUCCCGCCAAUCCCGUGCGCUCUUGUUUCGGUGUGGGCACUCAGCAGCCGUUCCCUGUCCUGCCCCCGGCUCUGGGCUGUAGCCGUGGCCGCCGCUUCGCACGAGCGGCCUGAGCCGUCUGGCAGCCUGGCCCCGAGUGGGAGUCACUGAGGAUGAGUCCCCGCGCCGCGCAGCGCGCGUCCCGCCGACCCUGUCCGAGCCCUGUCAUCUAGCGACUGGUCUCCCUCGCAAUUAUGGAGAUUUAGAAGAAUUAGACAGUGUGGAGGGGGAGCCCCCCUCCCCACUCCUUUGAUUCUUGGAAUUUUCUAUGGACAAUAACAAGAUUUUUGUUGUAUAAAAUGGAAAAAUAAGACUUUAAAAUAUAACUUUAUAUUUAUAAAUAUUUAUAUUUUUUGAUUAAGUGCCAAACAUAACUGCAUGAAGAUUCUCAUGGCUGCUGUAUAAACUGAAUUUAAGUACUAGGAGUCAUGAAUUUCCUGCAGCACUGUAUUGUGUCAUAAAAAGGGAGUGCCUUAGCAUUCAUACUGGUUGCUCCUCUUAAUGAGGGAGCUGUUUCAGAAAGGUGAGAAUGAAUUCUAUCCUGCCUGACUGCACUCUGAAGUGUCAUUCCCUGCAGCAUGCUUUAGAUAUUAUUUCUGUAGUUACCAGAGGAAGCGAAGGCCAGAUCAAGGCUUUUCUCUCUUCUUACUGCUACAAUGCAGCAACCCUAAAGGAUACCUUUGGCAGGAAUGUCCUCCAUCUUGCUUCAUCCUGUGGUAAGAAAGGCGUGCUAGAUUGGCUGGCAGACACCAAAGGAGUGGAUUUAUUGGCAAAAGACAAGGAAUCUGGAUGGACAGCUUUGCACAGAGGCAUCUUUUACGGACACAUCGACUGUGUUUGGUCAUUGCUGAAGCGUGGGGUUAGUUUAUACAUACAAGAUAAAGAAGGCUUAUCUGCCUUGGACCUUGUGAUGAAGGACAGACCAGCCUAUGUAGUAUUCAAGAAAACGGAUCCCACAGAUGUCUACACUUGGGGAAACAACAUAAAUUUUACCUUGGGUCAUGGUGGUCAACAGAGCAAACAUCAUCCUGAAUUGGUGGAUCUGUUUCCUAGAAAUGGAGUCUAUAUCAAACAGGUGGUGCUUUGUAAAUUUCAUUCCGUGUUCCUUUCCCAGAAAGGACAGAUUUACACUUGUGGACAUGGUCAAGGAGGACGCUUGGGUCAUGGUGAUGAACAAACAUACCUGGUUCCAAGACUUGUGGAAGGUCUAAUUGGCCAUCAGUGUUCCCAGGUAGCAGCAGCUAAGGAUCAUACUGUUGUUUUAACAGAAGAUGGAUAUGUUUACACCUUUGGCCUAAAUACUUACCAUCAAUUGGGUAUUCUUCCUCCUCCUACUAACUGCAGUGUUCCCAGACAGGUUCAGGCAAAAAAUCUGAAAGGUAGAAUGGUUAUUGGAGUGGCUGCAGGCAGAUUCCAUACAGUGCUAUGGACUAGAGAAGCUGUAUAUACCAUGGGACUGAAUGGUGGCCAGCUUGGAUAUUUGCUGGAUCCUAAUGGAGAGAAGUGUGUAACUGCUCCUCGCCAAGUCUCUGCUUUGCAUCAUAAGGACAUCACCGUGUCCUUAGUCGCUGCAAGUGAUGGUGCUACAGUAUGUGUUACUGAAAGAGGGGAUAUUUACUUGCUCACAGACUAUCAGUGCAAGAAGAUGGCUUCCAAACAGCUUAACCUAAAAAAGGUUCUUGUUAAUGGGGGAUAUUUGGAAUACAAGAUGGAUCCUCAACAUCUCAAAGAAAAUGGGGGUCAAAAGACUUGCAUUCUUGCCCUGGAUGAAGCUGGACGAGUGUUUUGCUGGAAGUCAUCCAACAGUCCUAUGAAGCAGUGUCGAUGGGUCUAUGGCCGCCAAGUCUUCAUGUCUGAUGUUGCUUUAAAUAGGAAUGAAAUAAUGUUUGUCACACAGGAUGGUGAUGCCUUUACAGGAAAGUGGGUAGAAGGAGAGAAAAAAUCUUCUGAAAAGAAAGAGGUUGUAUCAAGUCUUCAGAAUUCCUCAUAUGAUGUGUCUUGUCACUAUGAUACAAACAGUGUAUAUGAAAGAAUUCGACUUGAGAAGCUUGCUUUUGUCCACAGAGCUGUUAGUGUUACCACAGAUCCUAAUGGAUGUAACUUUGCUGUUUUACAGUCAGAUCCUAAAACAAGCCUAUAUGAAAUUCCAAGUGUGUCGUCAUCAAGUUUUGUUGAGGAUUUUGGCAAAUUGUUAGGGGAAACAGAUGAAAUGGACAACAUCCAUGAUGUGACUUUUCAGAUCGGCACUAGGAUGAUCCCUGCGCACAAGUACAUCUUGGCCAUGCGUUCUGACUUCUUCAGGAAGCUGUUCAUUUCAGAUGACAAUCGACUAGACUCUCCAGAUGUCUAUCGUAAAGAUGAAGAUGCUGUAGGAUGUGAUCUCUUUAUGAUAGAGAAGGUUCAUCAAGAUUUGUUUACAUACCUUCUGCAGUUCAUAUACAUGGACACUUGUGAUCUUUUGACUCAUGGUUACAAACCAAGAAUGUUGUAUAAGGAAAAAACAGAAGACUAUCAAGAUACUCUAAUUUCUAACCUUAACAAAAUGAGUUUCAGUGGAGAUGUUAAUGGAAAGUCUGCAUUUGAGGUUUACAGAAGUAAUCAAGUGCAUGUAGUAAAUCAAAGAGAGAAGAACAAACCCAAGUCUUCUAAAAAAGGCAAAGUUGUUGGUGAAGAAGUCAACCCCAUAAAAAUGUUGCAAGGUGCUGCAAAGAAAUUUGGUCUCAGCAAUUUAAGCAUAAGAUUGGAUGGAGUUAAACUAGAAAAUGGAAAAAUUAAUGUUGUCAACAGGAAAAAUGGAAACAAACCAAAGUUUAACCCCAAAAAAUGUUCAUACCUCUGUGAUGUGACCAUGAAAUCUAUAGAUGGAAAGGAAUUCCCUUGUCACAAAUGUGUACUCUGUGCAAGACUUGAUUACUUUCACAGGAUGUUAAGCAGCUCUUGGAUUGAGGCAUCCUGUUGUGCAGCUCUGGAAAUGCCAAUCCAUUCUGACAUACUGCAGGUUAUCCUGGAUUACAUCUAUACAGAUGAAGCUCCUGCAAUAAAAGACUCUCAAAAUGUGGAAUUUAUUUGUAAUGUUCUGGUGGUAGCAGACCAACUCCUUGUAUCUCGAUUGAAAGAAAUGUGUGAAGUAGCCAUUACUGAAAAACUUACUUUAAAGAAUGCUGCUGAGCUGCUGGAGUUUUCAGCAACAUACAGCGCUGAACAGUUAAAACUAUCCUGCUUGCAGUUCAUAGGACUAAAUAUGGCAGCCUUGCUUGAAGCGAGGACUCUGGACGUCUUAAGUGAUGAAGUUUUGAAGGACCUUUCUGUGUCUUACAGAAAAAUGAUUCCAGCUAUGGUCAGGAGAGUGAUUACUCCAUAUCAAGAUGGACCUGACAUCAGCUCUUUGGAGCCUGACGACAGAGAAAACUUUGUCUUCUUGAAAGAAGAAACGAAUACAGAACUAACAUCCCAGGAAGCUCUUCUCAAAAAGGCAAAAACAAGGGCUAAAAAGAAGCCACGAAGACGAUCGGACAGCUCUGGAGGAUAUAAUCUUUCAGAUAUUAUUCAGAGUCCACCCUCUACAGGUUUAAUAAAAUUGGAUAAAGUUAACUCUGUGGAGUCACUUCCAGAAUUGCUGACAUCUGAUUCCGAAGGUAGUUAUGCAGGAGUGAGUAGUCCCAGAGACUUACAGUCCCCCGACUUCACAACAGGAUUUCAAGCAGAUAAGACUGAGAUGAAAGACAAAAUGUAUGUUCAGAGUAUAAAAGCCCCACAUUCUAAUAAAGAGAUGAAAUUAUGUGAGGGAUCAUCAGCACUGAAAAAGUCUGUUCCACAGUCCAUUCCCUGUAUUAAAAACAACUCUGCAAGCUCUCCAAGUUGGGUUGCUACCUCUUUCAGCCCUGCCAGCCCUCCUGCUGUGGAUCUAAGAACCAUCAUGGAACUUGAAGAAAAUAUGCAGAAGCAUGGAACUAUGCCAAAGACAAAUGCAGGUAAACCUGCUUCUCAUGGAAUCAAGCUUUCUCAGAAGCAAAGAAAAAUGAUUGCCAUGGCGGCUAAAGAUAGUGGCUCAGUUACAAACAGCCUGGAGACUACUUCAAUUACAGCCACGCCACCCACACCAACGAGAGUUACAAAACCAGGAAGCGCAUGGGCAUCUUCAAUCCAUUCAGCUUUGCCAAAGUCAUUCCGUGAUCUUGUACUAGAAGAAGAAAAAUCUGUCAGUGCAGGUCAUUCUCCGGGCAUCGUUGUCAAAAAAGUUUGUUUUAAAGGAAUUGAGGAUCCACAAGCUCAAAAGGCCGUAAGAUGCACAAUCAAAGAAGAAGAUCGUGUUUCUGAUUUACUACAACUGGAGAGUCAUAAUCCGUGGUUAGUGACAUCCUUAACUAGCUCUACUGCGAUAGCACCUAUCACGUUUGCAGCAAUUGUAGAGGAAGAGCUCCAGCAAGAAGCUGCUCUUAUCAGGAGCAGAGAGAAACCUUUGGCUUUGAUCCAGAUUGAAGAACGUGCUAUUCAGGAUUUGCUAAUCCACUACCAAGCUUUUGACAACCCUGAUGAAUUUGUUGUAAUUGAAAGGGCUCCACAGGGACCUAUUGCAACACCUUUGUGGAACAAGCACUGAAGUUAAUCCAUCAUGAAUUUCAUGAAGAUGUGUCUACUUCAGAGUUUUUUACUUUUAUUACACGUAGAAUUGGAGUGGGGGGAGCAGUCUUGUAAAUUUAGUAUCAGUGUUAAAAUGCUGCACAUAAUCAGCAUGCAUCUGAUUAUACUAGAGAGAGAAUGCAAACUAUAAUUUGUUAGUGUCCAUUAUUCACACCAUAUAAUGUAUGUAUGUUUUGACAACAAACUGUUUACCAUACCCUGUGUUAAUAACAUUCUAUAUACAAUUGUAGAUUGAAAAUACAUUUGCUUAUAUUAAGGUUUAAUCCAUAUUAGGACAAUAAAGUUUUUGUUAAAUUCACAGGUGAUGGAAAAAAGUAGACGCUAAUUUUGUGAUUAUUGUAAAACUGACAAUUUAAAUUAUGCAUCUUUAAAAUGUGAGCAUUUAAUCAGGAUUGACAAUGACAGAUUAGAAAUAUCCCAAAUUUAUCUUAUCUUAAAUUUCAUCUAAAAAUACAAUUUGGCAAUGCAGUUUUUCCUAACCUCUGAUAUGUAUGUAUGAGUACUGGUUCUCUCAUCUAUUGUGACUAGUACUUUUGACUGUUGCUCUUCGUGGUGAGCCUCUGUGCUGGACUUAAUGUGCUCUGCUACUACCUGCUUCCAGUUCAGUUGUGUGUGUUUUUACACUGUUGUUAGGUUGACCUUUUGAGCAGCCCAAGCUCUGUUAUGGCUUAAAACAAACACAGUUCAGUGGGAUGUGAUAUCACUAGUUGGAUCAUCCAUGAUGUAUUCUGGUAAAUUGGUACAAUUUUAGAACCACCGUGUUAAAGUACAAUAUAUUUAAAGUGCUGAGGAAAUGCAAAACCUGUAUGUUAAAUAUUAGAGUUACAAAGAUGAAUGCUUAACUGUGGAUUUUGAGAAUGCCUAACCUGCAAAGAUUUCAUGGCUGGCUUUUCAGUAUUGUGUGUUCAAAAAGUUCUUUGUGCCUGGUUUCUCUGAACAGAUUUAUAACAGUUGUUUAAUAGCCUUAUGUACAAUAUGCUGUCUUGUUGGUUUGUGUUUGGGUAGUUAAAUGUGGAUUUACCUGUUUCAGUAAUCUCAGCGUUUACAGAUCCUGGGCAAACUGGAGAGGAAGCUUAGAGAAGGUAUACCCAGAUGGAUGUACAAAGCAAUCACUGUGUGAUAAAUUAUUUGAGUCUUGGAAAACAAUGUAGCUGCAUCUAAUGGCUUCAGGUGAGCUACAGUUUAAAAAAAAAAUCAAACAAAUGCAAUAAAAAUUAAAAUCUUGAUUCAGACAAA